CCAUGGAGGUUCUUGACCCAAGCCUCUGUAUUUCUCUCCGUCAUUUCAAUCUUUACUUCUGUGAAAACAGAAAUUCUUGUUUUCGAUUACUGGAUUAUCCGAAAGAGGAAGUGGGUGGUGCCUGACCUCUUCAUUGGGGGCCGCGGACAUAUCUAUUGGUAUUUCCGCGGCAUCAACCCCCGAGAGUGGUUCGCUUAUAUUGUCACUACGAUUCCGUCUUGCGUAAGCUACCACUCCUUCACUUUGCCGUUGCGCCCAAUUACUAAUAUUUUACCCAAGUGGGCCAAGUCGGACUCUUUGAAAGUCCUAUAG
This is a messenger RNA of Hyaloscypha bicolor E, 312 nucleotides long. RefSeq lists its product as uncharacterized. The annotation marks the transcript as partial. Gene Ontology annotation, molecular function: nucleobase transmembrane transporter activity. Gene Ontology annotation, cellular component: plasma membrane. Gene Ontology annotation, biological process: transmembrane transport; nucleobase transport. NCBI's taxonomy places the organism in Eukaryota, Fungi, Ascomycota, Leotiomycetes, Helotiales, Hyaloscyphaceae. The record is from RefSeq and is a predicted model, not a curated record. The transcript has 2 exons.